AUGGCAAGAAUUAAACAAUCAGCUCGUAAAACUGUAGGGGGUAAAGCCCCAAGAAAACAAUUGGCUGCUAAGUCUACUUCAAAUAAAGGUGUAUCAUCUGGUAGUUCAAAAACUACUACAUCACACACUAGAAGGUUUAAACCUGGUACAGUAGCUUUAAAAGAAAUUAGAAAAUAUCAGAAAUCUACUGAUUUAUUAAUAAGAAAGAGACCUUUUCAAAGACUUGUUAGAAGUAUUAUGAAAACUAAAUCUGAUAUGAGAUUCCAAGCAUCGGCUAUUUUGGCCUUACAAGAAUCAGUUGAAUCAUUCUUAACAAUUUUAAUGGAAGAUGCUUACAGAUGUGUUUUACAUGCUAAGAGAGUUACUUUACAACCUAAAGAUAUUUGCUUGGUUUACAAACUUAAAUAUGCACAUAUGUUGUAUUCAGAGAUAUAA
Vairimorpha ceranae is the source of this 435-nucleotide messenger RNA. Its product is annotated as histone H3. The transcript has a single exon. NCBI's taxonomy places the organism in Eukaryota, Fungi, Microsporidia, Nosematidae. Gene Ontology annotation, cellular component: nucleosome. The record is from RefSeq and is a predicted model, not a curated record. The coding region runs from base 1 to 435 and encodes 144 amino acids. Gene Ontology annotation, molecular function: protein heterodimerization activity; DNA binding; structural constituent of chromatin.